Arctia plantaginis is the source of this 774-nucleotide messenger RNA. Lineage: Eukaryota; Metazoa; Arthropoda; Insecta; Lepidoptera; Erebidae. The record is from the annotation of a GenBank genome assembly.
AUGAAAGUCUCUACGGUACUCAUCUUACUUGUUCUAGUGGUUGGUCAUGAAUCAGCUCGAACUUCUCAAGUAUAUUGCGGACGUCGGCUUUCUGACGUCCUGGCAGUACUCUGUUGGGAUUCUGAAAUCGUCAAACGUGAUGUUGAGAUGGUGAAACGUUCCGAGUGGCGGAUGCCAAUGGAAAGCGCUCUGGCUCUUGAUGGUGUUCGUGCUGCUGGUUCUGUUUCAGCAGUAAAAUCAAAGAAAUUCUGCGGAUCUGAACUGUCCAACAUAGUGGCAAACUUGUGCUGGAAUGUAGAGAUGGUUAAGCGAGGUACUGGAUGGUGGAUGUCGCCUGGAGGAGGACGAGUGCUUGGAGGGAUGCGUGACAAACGGGCUGAACAAUCCAAGAAAUUCUGCGGUCCUGAUCUUGCCGAGAUAGUAGCGAGAUUGUGCUGGAAUGUAGAGAUGGUGAAGCGUGGUGAUGGAUGGUGGAUGAGGCCAGAAGGAGGACGAGUGCUUGGGGGGAUGCGUGACAAACGGGUAGUAUUACUCUUAGUUGCGUUGGUCAGUGGUUACGUUUCACCUGAAAAAUCCAAGAAAUUUUGUGGUCCUGAACUGUCUAAUAUAGUGGCGAAUUUGUGCUGGAAUGUAGAGAUGGUGAAGCGUGGUGCUGGAUGGUGGAUGCCACCGGCACCUGGGCGUAUGCUUGGAGGGAUGCGCGACAAACGGGGUCUGGUCGACGAGUGCUGCUACAAACCUUGUACUAUUGAUGAACUGCUAACAUACUGCUAA